UAGUUGAUUGCUCUCAUUUGCAGGUGACGCAUCCGUGCGCACGUGAGCAAAAGCGUCAACAAUCUGGCGAUGUCUUGCAAAGAGAAAGGAUUGAUAACUUUGUUUUUAUUUAUAGUAACCAUUUAUUUUUACACGUUUCAGUUCUGCAAUGCGGUGAGUUUAGGACGGUGGCCGGAUGGUUCUAACACUCACCAAGAUCACGAGAGGAUUAAACUAGAUAACGACGUCCAGCAGGGGACUGGGAACUCUGGUGAACAGGUUAUCCACCUACACAAACCUAACCAGCGAGGUCGUCUGCAGCUUCGGCCUGAAUCUGCUGCCUUUCUUGAGGAGCCACUUCCAGAUUUCACUUUACCGAAACUUGAUGAAACUGACAGCAGCUUGUCUUGGACUUCUGGUAACGUCAGCACACUACAAAGGUCCUGGCCUUCACACUCUGAGGAUGAAUAUCAAGAGGACUUCACAGGUUUUCAUGGAGUCCAGGGGAAGGUCUUGGGGCCAUCUUCUGACUCUAGUCCACACUUUUCUGAGUGGCUGGCUAUGAGGCCUCUGGUGCAGUGUGACGAUAAUGUCAUGACCUUCACAGCCUCUGGAGAAGGACUCACACAACUGUUAGUGGACAGAGAAGGAGCCUCUCCCAUCUCUCUGUCUCAGUUACCUCCAUACUGCGGUUACUCAGUGAGGACAUCAUGGAGUGACCUUGAGAUGAUGGUGCCAUAUGAUGCAUGUUACAUUACACAGGAGAAUGGCAGUUAUGUGCUGCCCAUGCUGUGGUGGGGCAGCCCACUGAAGCUCUCCUGCCCAGUACAGAUGUCCACUCUCGCCCCGCCUCUCUCCCACUCAGUCCCUUCAGUCCUCUGCUCCCCUUACGGCAUGGCAGUGCAGAUAUAUGGGCAGGAGGAGGAUAUACAUAUGCUGGGAGUCGUAGUGAACGGAGGUUGGGCUCCCUUUGCGUCUGCAGAGUGUGCGUACCGUGUCAACUCCCAACCUGAGGAUCUGAUCUUCUUCAUCCUCUUCAGCGCUCCUUGUGUCACUCAUGGAGAUCUCCAGCUUAUAUUAGAUGAGCAGGAGUAUAUCCUCUCCUGUCCAGUCAACCCUCAGGUCCCCUAUGUCCCCUCUCUUCCGUCCUCUCCACCUCUGUCUCCUGGUGACCCUCAGUUUCCCUACGUCCCAGAUCUUGCACCUACUUCCCCUUCUCCUCCCCCUCCUCCUCCUCCUCCUCCUCCUCCCCCUCCUCAACCUCCAACCCAGGAGCAGCAACUUCCUGACUACCUCCGCUACCCCUACCCUGGGCUCCAGUACCCCCAGCUUCCCCAGGUCUACCCUCCUGGCUCACAACCUGUCCGUCCCCCUCGGCCCACUCCAGGCAGUCCUCCUGGGCCCCAGCCUCAGCAAUCCCUCUACCCCUCUGGGUCUGGCAAGUUGCCCUACUCUUCUGGAGAGCACCUAAAAUAUCCUUCCCCUCAAGCUACAUCUGCUUCCAAAUUACCUGCUGGUCCUUCUCAAUAUCCGUCUGGUGUGUAUUACCCUUUCUACUAUCUUGCAGUGACACCAGCUCCUACCCCUGUUACUAAAAAGCCUACUACUACCACCUCUCCUCCAGCUACCCAGCCACUCGAACCUCCAACCAGUCUUUAUUACCCACAGUAUUAUCUUCAGAUGCCUUACUAUCCUGCACCCACUGCAGCACCAGUGACCCCAGCACCCACUCCUUCCCCUACCAUCCCUCCUUCUCCACCAAAACAACCUGUUGGUGCAUUUUAUCCCCUCGGUUCAUAUAUCUCGUACUAUCCAUAUGAUCAAAUUUUCCACCCAAAACCUUCCACUUCACUUCCUUCUACCGCUCCACCUACCCCUCCUCCACCUCCUACCACCACCAGGACGAUGGUUCCCAAACAACCCAGUUAUCCCUCCGGCCAGUUUUACCCACAAGGGCUGAUUUAUUUCUUGCCACCCACACCUCCGCCUGCCACGGGGACGCUGCAGCCCUCUCCUCAUGAGCCUCAGCAACCAGUAGCUCAGCAAGCCACCUGCCCCCCUUACACUCACACCAUUUGUAGCUACUACCCUUAUCCAUAUUAUCCUUAUUACCAUCAUCUCUACCCACCACACUACCCCCCUGUGCCCCAGUAUCCAAAGAUUGAACCACCAGUGACCACGGAAAAGCCAGUCACCACCACCACCACCACCACCACCACCAGUUCUACAGCGUCUAUCCCAACUCAGCCCACUCCACAGUCCCCUCAUCUCCAGUGUCUGAUGGGGAGGAUGGUCGUCUUCCUGCCUUUUGCUCACCCAGAAUCCAUCCAGGUCAGAGAUCAAAAGAAGAUAUGGCUGUUUCUCCCCAGUGUGUCUCCCCUGUGUGGGUACAUGAUACAGAUGGCUGAGGGCUCCGGGGUAAUCCUUUACUCUCCUCUGCCUGCCUGCCACAGCCAGUCACGGACUCCCACAACCAUUUCCUUACCUCUGAGGUUUUGGGACCUUUCCAUGGGGGAGUAUAGGACUCUGGACCUGCAGUGCCCGUACCAAAGUACCCCUGAAAUUCUUCCACCAGUUACUCCAUCUGUCUCGCCCACCCCGCCCAGCACCACCAAGGGUCAGAUCAGCACCUCUGUUGUCCCGAAGGCCAAAGUCUUGUGCUCCUCCCAUCAGAUGACUGUGGAGCUCCCACCAGGUCCCAUCUCUGGAAUAGCUGUUAAAGACAUCAAAGGGAACCAGAUGAACGUUCAGGACGCCCCAAAGCACUGUGGGUAUUCUGCCAGCAAAGGAAAAGAUGGCAAAAUCCGUUUGAGUCUCCAGUUACACUCACGCUGCCACAUGAGUGUGCAGGGUAAAAUGUACAUCAUCGCUGUUGUCUACAUGACAGUAAACGGGAGAAAGGAGGCUCACUUCUCCUGUCCAGUUUCCAUCUCAGGGUCUGGACAAGAGUGCAACCUUCCCAGCGAACAGCGUCUCCCCUGCGGACUCGGCUCUGUAUCCCAGCCACAAUGCCUCUCCAUGGGCUGCUGCUUCAGCAAGCACCCCCCUGCCUGCUACUACCCCAUGGAUGAGUGCACUCUUGACCGCCACUUUGUCUUCUCGGUGCCUGCCUCCCUCACCGAGCCCCCUCUUUCCCCUGCCCUGCUUGUUGCUGCCAGCAACUCCACAUGCAAACCUCAGAAAGUGACUUCUGACUAUGCCCUGUUUAAGAUCCCGAUGGAUGGCUGCGGGGCACGCAGAAUGGAAGUGGGGAAAACGAUGAUCUACAUGGUGGAGGUCAUCAACAUGAUUCAGUCUAUCAGCCUCAACUAUGGCACCAUAACAAGAGAUUCUCCUGUCAGGUUGAUAGUGGAGUGCAGAUACGUGCCGGGCACUGUCCUGACUGUGAGCUACCUGGUUAAAACUCCGACGCUGGGACCUGGAGUCCAGACCCAGGGGAUGUUUGGAGUCCAGCUCAGGAUUGCCAAAGAUGCCCAGUACAGCAGCUACCACCCCCAGUAUCACCAGCCCCUGCAGAUGCUGCUGGGGAAACCCCUCUACCUGGAAGUGCGGCUGCUCAACGCCCCAGAUCCCAGUUUAGUGCUGCUGGUGCACUACUGUGUGGCCUACCCCCGCUCUGGAAAAGCUGUGUGGGUGCUGCUUUACAACGGAUGUCCCAACCCUUUGGACCCAGCCUCCCAGCAGGCCGUGCUGUCUGAUCCUCGUCCUCCCUCUCCUCGGGCUCAGACCCGUCGCUUCACCAUCAGCACCUUCCAGUUCCUUCCCGAUGGUGAGUUCAAGGACCCAGAUGAAGAGAUCUACUUCAUGUGUUCAACUGAAAUCUGCUCCCCACGUGACGGCCCGUGUGUCGAGGGAUGCUUCGGGCAAUGACGUUACGACAUAGAAGACGCUUGAAGUUGGUUGAGAUGAUGAUGAUCUGGCCUCAGACAUCACAUAUUUAACCACCAAUAAAAGCUCUCAAAGGACA
This is a messenger RNA of Thunnus maccoyii (southern bluefin tuna), 3946 nucleotides long. RefSeq lists its product as uncharacterized. The coding region runs from base 70 to 3849 and encodes 1259 amino acids. Lineage: Eukaryota; Metazoa; Chordata; Actinopteri; Scombriformes; Scombridae. Gene Ontology annotation, cellular component: egg coat. Gene Ontology annotation, biological process: prevention of polyspermy; binding of sperm to zona pellucida. The transcript has 19 exons. The record is from RefSeq and is a predicted model, not a curated record. Gene Ontology annotation, molecular function: acrosin binding; structural constituent of egg coat.